AUGGCGGCGAAAGCGCCGGUGGCGUACCCGCGGGCGCUGCGCGGAUCGUUCAGGGGCGAGUGGUGGCUGGACGGCGCGAGCGCGAGCGCGGCGACGACGCUCACGCGGGACGGUUGGCGACGGGGGACGUGCGCGCUGACGCUGCGGACGACGUUCGACGCCGAUGCGCGCGUGCACGGCGUCGUCGCGGACGCGACGUUUCGCGAGAGCGAGUACAUAGGAAAGGGAGACGCGCACGUGCCGCUGGAGGGGGUGUACGCGGAGACGACGGGGGGGCUGUACGCGCACGGCGCGGCGAAGACGACGAAGGACAUGUUGAGCGCGAGAAACGCCAGCGAUCGGGGGACGUGGCGGGAGAUGAGCGCGUACAGAGCGAGCGUGCGGGCGGUGGCGAAUGAUAUUUUAGAGGGAAUGGUGGGAGGCUCAGAAACGGCGGAGGGACGGAACCCCGCGCUCGGGGCGCGGGAUUCGUACCGUCGCGAUUCGGGAGUGGCGCGCGCGGGGAAAAGCGCGAGGGCGAUGUUCGUCGGUGCGCACGACGCGGGGGUGUACCCGAUGGUGUGUCAGUUUAAGUUACACGCGUACGUCACGCCGGGGUCGUAUUCGCUAGCGGAUACAACGCAAAAGAGAGACGCGACAGCGUUCGACGACGUCGACGUAUUGGAGGCGCAGGUGGAAGACAUGCGACCACUCGAGUUCGCGGACAUGGCCGAGAAGACGUCCCUCGUUGGGAAAUUCGUCAGCGAAAACUGUGGGUUGACCGUGCACGUCGCGUUAGAAAGUCAAAAGCUCGAGCAUUG
Ostreococcus lucimarinus CCE9901 is the source of this 800-nucleotide messenger RNA. RefSeq lists its product with no specific name. The annotation marks the transcript as partial. The transcript has a single exon. The record is from RefSeq and is a predicted model, not a curated record. NCBI's taxonomy places the organism in Eukaryota, Viridiplantae, Chlorophyta, Mamiellophyceae, Mamiellales, Bathycoccaceae.